Caenorhabditis elegans is the source of this 473-nucleotide messenger RNA. RefSeq lists its product as uncharacterized. Bases 189 to 377 code for a protein of 62 amino acids. The transcript has 2 exons. Lineage: Eukaryota; Metazoa; Nematoda; Chromadorea; Rhabditida; Rhabditidae. The record is from RefSeq and is marked reviewed.
AAAAGCCGUCCGAGUUGUUCCCGUCCACACCUUUUUUCCCUCUCAAGAGUUAUUCUUUUGUAGAUUCUUUGGAUCAUUCACUUGAUAGCCUAAUAGUGGGCGUGUGUUUGUCUGUGCUCCGUUACGUGAAAAACGGAACAAAUAUUUUUUGAAAAAAAAACAUUCGAAUUUUUCCGUCGCGUCUCGAAAUGCCCAUUUCUCCUGCUGAUUCAACAAGCAUUGCUCGUCAAAAACAACGUCGCAUCGAACCACUUGUAAUGCUUGAUUCUCGGGAUUACGGUAGUUGGAGGAAUGGAACAACUCCAUCGCCGAGCACAAAUAACAAAAGCCCUCCGGUAUUUCAAAAUGAGAAGAAGAGAGUUCAUUGGCGGAAAUAAUUCUUGUUUCAAUUUUUUUUUGUAUUCUCUGUAAACUGUGUACAUAUUUUGUAAAUUGGAUUACUAAUUUAAAAAUAAAUACUUGUAAAAUAAAAU